Molecule: messenger RNA, 586 nt
Organism: Austrofundulus limnaeus
Lineage: Eukaryota; Metazoa; Chordata; Actinopteri; Cyprinodontiformes; Rivulidae
Product: eukaryotic translation initiation factor 4E-1A
Biological process (GO): translational initiation
Cellular component (GO): cytoplasm; eukaryotic translation initiation factor 4F complex
Molecular function (GO): RNA 7-methylguanosine cap binding; translation initiation factor activity
Source: RefSeq, a predicted model, not a curated record
GAUGGGAUCGAACCCAUGUGGGAGGAUGAAAGGAAUCGACGAGGGGGCCGCUGGCUGAUAACUCUCUCUAAGCAGCAACGGAAGUCCGAUCUGGACCGGUUCUGGUUGGAGACGCUCCUGUGUCUCGUCGGUGAAGCGUUUGAUGACCACAGCGAYGAUGUGUGUGGAGCCGUCAUCAAUGUUCGAGCUAAAGGCGAUAAAAUAGCCAUUUGGACCACAGACUUCGAGCACAAAGAGGCCAUCACACACAUCGGGCAAGUGUAUAAAGAGCGUUUAGGUGUUCCACCCAAAGUGAUCAUCGGCUAUCAGUCACAUGCAGACACGGCCACAAAGAGUGGCUCCAACACCAAGAACAAGUUUGUUGCCUAGCCCGUAGAUUCUUCUGAAAAAUGGCCUUAUUAUUUGACAACAUUCAUUCCUUCUGGAUUUUUUUUUUCUUAAAUGUAAAGAAUCUGUUGGAACAAUCAGAAAACAUUUGAUUUGGAGAUCUUUUUUGUUUUGGUUUGCCUGUUUGACACUUUACCAAAGCUUUUGUUUAUUAUACCACACUGUGUACAAAUAAAUAUAUCACUUGUAGCAGUCAUAA